Molecule: messenger RNA, 1975 nt
Organism: Centruroides sculpturatus (bark scorpion)
Lineage: Eukaryota; Metazoa; Arthropoda; Arachnida; Scorpiones; Buthidae
Product: testis-specific serine/threonine-protein kinase 4-like
Exons: 3
Coding region: 68-1018 (316 amino acids)
Biological process (GO): microtubule cytoskeleton organization; intracellular signal transduction; protein phosphorylation
Cellular component (GO): cytoplasm
Molecular function (GO): tau-protein kinase activity; protein serine/threonine kinase activity; ATP binding
Source: RefSeq, a predicted model, not a curated record
AUUUUAAAUAAUUAAUUUCAUAAAAAGAAUUCUAAAUAAUCGUAAAAUAUAUUAGUUUAAAGCUAGGAUGAAAACUUUAGUUGAAAAUCAACUGAAUUUUAAAAAUAAAACGGAAGAUUAUACAAAACUCAAGUGUUCAUUACAAGAAUUUUAUGGCUAUAAAACUGGAGAAUUAUUAGGCAAAGGAGCUUUUGCAGAAGUUAGAAAAACUUUUUAUGCAAAAGAAAACUGUGAAAUUGCUGUGAAAAUUGUAAAGAAGACAAAAUUUUCAAAUACAAAUGAUCAAUUUUUAAGAAAUGAAAUAAAAAUUAUUAAAUUUCUAAAUCAUAAGAAUAUCAUCAAAUUCCUGAAAUGUAUAGAAACUAAUAAAACAGUUUACAUCUUUAUGGAAUUUGCCCAAGAUUGUGAUUUAUAUACUUACAUUAAAAAAUAUCAUUACAUUGAUGAAGAAAAUGCUUGUCGUUGGUUUCAUCAUCUAGUUGAAGGAGUUGAAUAUUGCCACAACAAGAAUAUUGCACACAGGGAUUUAAAAUGUCAAAAUUUAUUGAUUUGUAAAAAUAAGGUACUAAAAAUUUCCGAUUUUGGAUUGGCUUGUCAUAUUAUAACAUCAAAUGAAUAUACUAAUAGUUCAGAUAACAAGCAUCUCAGCACGACGUUUUGUGGAACUUUAAAUUAUGCGUGUCCAGAGAUACUUUGCAGAAUACCUUACUAUCCAGAUGAAGCUGAUAUAUGGUGUAUGGGCAUUAUUCUCUAUGUUAUGAUUGUGGGAAAAAUACCUUUUAAGGGAAAAAAUGCGUGUUCUAUGAUUAUCAAAAUGGCACAACCAAUAAUAUUUCCUCAUAGGCCAAAAAGUAUAAUAUCGCAAUCAUGUAUCUCUUUAAUCAAAAAGAUAUUGAAACCGAUGGAGGAUCGCAUUAAUAUUCAAGAUAUUAAGAAUGAUCCAUGGUAUCAAAAUACGUGGGAUUUAAGAUGGGAAUUAGUCAAAAAGAAUGCUUUAAAAACGUCUUGUAACAAAUAAAAUGUCAUGGAGCAACAGUUAACAAUUAAAACAAUCUCAUCUAUUAAAAUAAAAAAUUUAGAUAAUGUUCCAAAAAUAAAUUUACUAGACAAUACAUUUCAAAAAUCGAUCGCUCUUGAUAAAAACUAUUGAUGAUAAAAUUCCAUAUUCCAUAAUAAAGUCCAAAGUCAAAAAUUCCAAAGAAAAUGUACAAAAUAUAUGUGAAAGAAAGACAAUUAUUUCUGAAGAUAAAUCACAUUUUUGAGAGCGAUUAACGAUACAGUACAAAUAAAACAUCGUGUUAAUUUAAUAAUAUCAAUAAAAAUAUUAACAUAAAUUAGAUUUAAUUUUAUUAUUAUUAAAACAUCAAUACGGAAAUUACCUUAAUUAAACCAAUUAAUACAAUAAUUAAAUCACUUGUAAACCGCUAAUCUCAGUUCGGAAGAAUCGAGCUUAAUUGAUAAACCAAAUACAGUAUUUUCUAUUACAAUACGCAAACUCCUAAGAUUUUGUCUUGUAUCAGUUAAUUGGGCAUGGAUAUAUCACCCCGUGGUAAAGUGUGGCGUAAUAGUCAUGUAAUAGUAGUCGUAUGCGUUUAUGGUGGUCUUUACGCGGGGAAUAAUGGCUCCCGGGGUCUUUUAAGGGUAACUGGUCCCUUAUUCAUACGUUAUAGACAUGAAAAAACCCGGAAAACUCCAAAUAUAUUCGUCCGGGAGAGGCGCGAACUCACUAUCGAACUCCCAGUGAUCAGGAAAUGGAACCGCUUGGCUACUGGUGGACCCACUCCUAAGAUUUCUGAGACAAUAUGAAGCGGCUUCUAGUGACAUGAGAUGAUAAAAGUGCUUCGGCCGGUUCAUUUUCUUUGUUUAUCGUUACCUCAAUACAGUUUAUUAACAAAUUUGUUCUAUUAAUUUUUUUCUAAUAUUGUAUUAUAAAUAUUAUAAUGGUUUUCUCUCUUUUUUUUGAUAAUUCGGUAUU